UGCUAUCCAAACAUAAUUUUUGUGUGUUUGAAGUAUAAGAUGAUUUGCAUCUGAGACUAUUGCUGCCAACAGAGGACCAACUCUGCCAAGUGCUUUCUGACAGCUGUCUUUUUUUUAAUUGCAGAAAACUGUAUUCAUCCACAUGUGAAGUUGGUCUUCACAAUGGACCUCUGUGAGGAAGAUGAAGUGGAAGUCUACACGGGCCACCAGAAACAAAGGCUAGAGUCUUCUACCUGUCUGUCUGCAGAGGAUGAGAGACGAGAGUUGAAGGACCAGCGUCCUAAUUCUCCAACAGCCAGCUGUGUGUCUGUGAAGACUGACAGGUCCAGAGAUGAGCCUCCAUAUUUAAGCAACAAGCCACUACCAGUGGACUCAGCUGACUCCAAGCCCAAAAGUCAAAAACAGAGGCCACUGUCUCCAACACCUAGCUGUCUGUCCAUGAGGAGUGACGAGUCCAAGGGACUUCCUCUUGUCUUCAAGAAGGAGCAAAGUGGCUCUGAUUCAAAACGAGAGUUGAAGGACCAGCGUCCUAAUUCUCCAACAGCCAGCUGUGUGUCUGUGAAGACUGACAGGUCCAGAGAUGAGCCUCCAUAUUUAAGCAACAAGCCACUACCAGUGGACUCAGCUGACUCCAAGCCCAAAAGUCAAAAACAGAGGCCACUGUCUCCAACACCUAGCUGUCUGUCCAUGAGGAGUGACGAGUCCAAGGGACUUCCUCUUGUCUUCAAGAAGGAGCAAAGUGGCUCUGAUUCAAAAGACCAGCUCUAUCAGAGCCAGAGACCUGACUCCCCAACACUGAGCCAUCUGUCUAUAAGUGACCAGUCCAUGGGAAUCCCUCUUGCUUUCAACAGUGAGACAAUUCCAGCUGUCCAUGUACAACAACCACCCAGUCAAGCUUUUAGAAAAGACUCUGAAAUUGUGACUGACGAUGUGCAGGAGGCUUUAAACAAACAUCGGAUCAAUCUUAAAAAGAAGUUUGAAUAUGUCAUGGAAGGAAGUGCUGAAGAAAAAAGUGGGAUCCAUCUGAGCACCAUUUACACAGAGCUCUACAUCACAGAGGGGGAGUGUGAGUGGAUUAAUACUCAACAUGAGGUGUGGCAGCUUGAAACAGUAUUCACCCUAAAAACCUUCUGUGGCACAGCAAUCAACUGCAAUGACAUCUUUAAGCCCUUAACUGGACAAAACGAAUGUCUAAAGGUCUUGACCAAAGGCAUCGCUGGCAGUGGAAAAACAGUUUGUGCACAGAAAGUCAUCCUCGACUGGGUAGAAGGGAAAGCAAACCAUACAGUGAAGAUCUUGUUUGCUCUUCCAUUUCGUGAGUUGAACUUGAUCAAAGGUGCAAAGUACAGCCUGCUGGGCCUGCUAAGCCUUUUCCAUCCAUCACUAGAAAAACUCACGGUGGAGAUGCUUACUAUGUGGAAAGUUGCAUUCAUCCUGGAUGGCCUUGAUGAAAGCAGACUUACGCUGAAUUUCAAAUGCAAUGAGCAUGUGUCCAAUGUCACACAAAUAUCCACAGUAGAUAAACUGCUGACAAGCCUGAUCAAAGGGAAACUGCUGCCCUCUGCUCUACUCUGGAUAACCUGCAGACCUGCAGCAGCCAAUCUGAUCCCUCCUCAGUACAUCCACAGGGUGACAGAGGUACGAGGCUUUACUGACCCUCAGAAGGAGGACUACUUCAAGAAAAGAUUUUGUGAUGACGAGCAAGCUGGAAAAAUCAUCUCACACAUCAGGGCACUGAAGAGCCUCCAGAUCAUGUGCCACAUCCCAGUUUUCUGCUGGAUGAUUGCCACAGUGUUUGAGUACAUGCAGAGUACAAAUACAGGAGAGCUACCCAAGACCCUGACUGAGAUGUACGCACACUUCCUGAUGGUUCAAACACAGAGGAAGAAUAAUAAAUAUGGGAAAGCUGAGAUGAAUCAACAGGAGCUGAUAAAGACCGACAAGGAAGUUCUUCUGAAGCUGGGGAGGCUAGCCUUUGAACAUCUGGAAAAAGGUAACCUCAUGUUCUACAAAGAAGACCUUGAGGAGUGUGGGCUUUAUGUGAAUGAUGCUGCAUUGUACUCCGGAGUGUGCACAGCUAUCUUUAAAGAAGAGUGUGUACUCUUCAAGAAGAUGGUCUACUGCUUUGUCCAUCUAAGCAUUCAGGAGUUUCUUGCUGCUGUCUAUGCUUACCACUGUUACGCAACUCAGAACAUAAAUGCCAUGAAGAGCAGUCUGUCUUUACAUGAGCUUUUGGAGGGAGCUUUGGAAAAGGCUUUGGAGAGCAGGAACGGUCAUCUCGAUCUAUUUGUCCGCUUCCUUCAUGGACUCACAAUCGAGUCUAAUCAGCGUGCUUUAGGAGGCCUGAUUGUCCAAAAGUCAAGACCAGAAUCCAUUAAAAAACACAUCCGCACACUAAAAAUGGUUCAAAGGAAGGCAGCCUCAACAGAGAGAUGUAUCAACCUCUCCCACUGCUUGACAGAAAUGAACGACCACUCAGUAGACCAGGAAAUUCAAGAGCUCCUGGAGUCUGAGAACAGAUCAAAGCAGAAACUCUCCGCAGUUCAGUGCUCUACUCUGGCCUACAAACUGCUGAUGUCAGAGAAAGUACUGGAUAAGUUUGACCUCAGGACUUUCAACACAUUGGAUGAAGGGCGUAGGAGACUGGUACCAGUGGUGAGAAACUGCACAAAUGCUCAACUCUCUGGCUGUGGACUCAAAACUGAAGAUGUUUGUGAUGUCGUGGCUUCAGCCCUGAGCUCCAAUCCCUCCCAUCUGAGAGAGCUGGACCUGAGUAACAAUGAGCUUCAGGAUUCAGGAGUGAAGCUGCUGUCUGCUGGACUCCAGAGUGUGAACUGUAAAUUGAGUAACUUAAGGCUGUCAGGCUGUCUGAUCACAGAGGAUGGCUGUGUUUCUCUGGCCUCAGCUCUGAACUCCAACCCCUCACAUCUAAGAGAGCUGGACCUGAGCUAUAAUCAUCCAGGAGACUCAGGAGUGACACUGCUAUCUGCUGGGCUCAAGGAUCCACACUGGACACUGGACACUCUCAGAGUGGACCAUGGAGGUGAACACAGGUUAAUCUCUGGGCCGAGGAAAUAUUUAUUCCGGCCCACAUUGGACCCAAACACAGCACACAAACGCCUGUCUCUGUGUGAACAGAGUGGACAGGUCUCACAUACAGAAGAAUGGCAUCCUUAUCCUGAUCAUCCUGAACGAUUUUACUUACAAGAUCAGGUGUUGUGUCGAGAGUGUCUGACUGGGUGCUCCUACUUGGAGGUAGAUAUGGCUGGUGGAGCUUUCAUCGGUGUGGCAUACAAAGGAAUCAACAGAACUGGUUCCUAUGAAAGCUGGCUCGGAUACAAUGACAAGUCAUGGUGUGUCAGCUGUUUUGGUCCUAACUACAAGGUAUUGCAUGACUGGAGAGAGACCAACAUACCAAUUGCCAUCACAUCACCCAGAGUAGGAGUGUAUCUGGACUGGCCAAGAGGCACUCUGUCUUUCUACAAAGUUACUUCUGAAAGCUUAGUCCACCUGCACACUUUCCACCACAGAUUCACAGAGGCACUCUACCCUGGUUUUUAUGUACCGUACAAUACAUCACUGUCUCUGUGUUAGUCUUCUAAAGACUGCAAUUACCACCUUGCAGUUCUAUGCCUCUGU
Messenger RNA from Epinephelus moara (kelp grouper), 3639 nucleotides. RefSeq names its product NLR family CARD domain-containing protein 3-like. The record is from RefSeq and is a predicted model, not a curated record. The transcript is spliced from 12 exons. Bases 163 to 3594 code for a protein of 1143 amino acids. Gene Ontology annotation, molecular function: protein binding. NCBI's taxonomy places the organism in Eukaryota, Metazoa, Chordata, Actinopteri, Perciformes, Serranidae.